Molecule: messenger RNA, 2102 nt
Organism: Quercus robur (English oak)
Lineage: Eukaryota; Viridiplantae; Streptophyta; Magnoliopsida; Fagales; Fagaceae
Product: protein RBL
Exons: 5
Coding region: 225-1889 (554 amino acids)
Cellular component (GO): Set1C/COMPASS complex
Molecular function (GO): protein binding
Source: RefSeq, a predicted model, not a curated record
AAUUAAACGGUCCAGAACUCCAGAUCAUACCCAAAGACACUUAGAAAUUCCUAGGUAGCAGAGGAACCGGGUUCUAGCUGCUGUUGGUUUCUUUUUUUUUGUUUGGUCUCUCACUUUCCCUCUCCUUUCCUACUUCGGAAGAAGACCCAUACACAUACAUCAUCUCUCUCUCUCUAAACUCCCAAAAUCAAAACCCCUGGCUCAGAAAUACAAUAAUCAACACCAUGAACGCACCCAUAAUCGAUCCACUGCAAGGAGAUUUUCCGGAGGUAAUAGAAGAGUAUUUGGAACAUGGGGUCAUGAAGUGCAUUGCUUUCAAUCGCCGUGGCACCCUUCUUGCUGCUGGUUGCUCUGAUGGAAACUGUGUUAUCUGGGAUUUCGAAACUAGGGGCAUUGCUAAAGAGCUCCGUGACAAAGAGUGUAAUGCUGCCAUAACAAGUGUCUGUUGGUCCAAGUACGGUCACCGUAUUCUUGUUUCUGCUGCUGACAAGUCGUUGACGCUUUGGGAUGUUGUUAGUGGUGAAAGGAUUACACGUACAACUUUGCAGCAAACCCCUUUACAAGCUCGUCUACAUCCUGGUUCCUCUACUCCAUCUCUCUGCCUGGCAUGCCCCCUCUCAUCUGCUCCCAUGAUAGUUGACUUGACCACUGGAAGCACAACUGUGCUGCCGGUUUCAGUCCCUGACGCGGGCAACGGACUUGUCCCUGCAUCACGCAACAAAUUCUCAGAUGGAACUCCUCCAUUCACUCCAACUGCUGCUUGCUUUAACAAGUAUGGGGACCUUGUUUAUGUAGGGAACUCCAAAGGGGAAAUUUUGAUAAUAGAUUACAAAACCAUUCAAGUGCAUGCCAUGGUUCCUGUUACUGGGGGUGCUGUGAUCAAGAACAUAGUAUUCAGCAGAAAUGGGCAGUAUCUGCUUACAAAUUCAAAUGAUCGGACGCUUAGGAUCUAUGAAAACCUUUUGCCCUUGAAAGAUGGGCGUAGAGCUCUUGAUGACUUAGAGGAGACCCAUAAAGAGCUACAUGGUGUUGAGAAGUUGAAGGCGGUUGGAUCAAAGUGCUUAACACUUUUCCGGGACUUUCAAGAUUCUGUCACAAAGGUGCACUGGAAAGCACCUUGCUUUAGUGGUGAUGGUGAGUGGGUAGUUGGUGGUUGUGCAAGCAAAGGAGAGCACAAGAUUUAUAUAUGGGAUAGGGCUGGGCAUCUUGUGAAAAUCCUUGAAGGUCCAAAGGAAGCCUUGAUUGACUUAGCAUGGCAUCCUGUUCACCCCAUUGUUGUCUCUGUUUCCCUGACUGGCUUGGUUUAUAUUUGGGCUAAAGAUUAUACUGAGAACUGGAGUGCAUUUGCUCCUGAUUUCAAAGAGCUAGAGGAAAAUGAGGAGUAUGUAGAACGUGAAGAUGAAUUUGAUCUGGUGCCUGAAACUGAAAAGGUAAAAGAAUCAGAUGUUAAUGAAGAUGAUGAAGUUGAUAUAGUGACAUUGGAGAAGGAUUCGGCUUUCAGUGAUUCAGAUAUGUCCCAAGACGAAUUGUGCUUCUUGCCGGCCAUUCCUUCUCCUGAUGUUCCUGAGCAGCAAGACAAGGGCGUAGAAAGCUCGUCAAAGUUGGUGGACAGUAAUCAUUCUGGAUCUCCUCUUUCAGAAGAGGCUGGACCAAAUGGACGUGCAACAAACCAUGCAUCUAGCCCUCUUGAAGAUAAUUCUAUUGCAGAUGAUGCAGGAGGAUCACGCAUGAAAAGGAAGCGGAAGCCUUCAGAGAAAAUUUUGGAAUUGCAGGCAGAGAAGGUCAAGAAACCCUUGAAGCCUUCUGGUAGAUUGUCAAAAGUUAAAAAUAAAUCUGUGGCUGAUCUGGAUAACGGUAAUGGUUUUCUUGGGGAUGAUGUUUCUGAUUAGCACAAUUAGAUAUUGAAUCUUAUAUAUUUUUCCAUCUGUAUUUCUGUAAUCUCUUUUUCCUGUGGACAACUUAGAGGCUUAGGUUUUUUUGCCCCUUCUUUUUUUAAAUUUGUGGUUGGCCUGUUGAAAUAUGUAUAUUUUCUUUGGAUACUACUUAGUUUUGGUAGCAUGAUUUAGCAAUGUUAAAGGUAGGUGUUACAGAGAUUCUCCACA